Messenger RNA from Paramecium octaurelia, 419 nucleotides. Lineage: Eukaryota; Ciliophora; Oligohymenophorea; Peniculida; Parameciidae. The record is from the annotation of a GenBank genome assembly.
AUGAUAAUAAUUGACAUUAUGAAGGAGAGAGUAUCAGACAUUUAGAAUAUCUAUAAUAAUACUAUGGCAAUAAAACAAAUUAGUAAUCUUUGAUAUAAUUUAGAGUAUAGAGAGAAGCUUCGUUAAAUAUAAGAGACUGACCUAAUGAGUUCACUCUAUUAAUUUCGUAAAUUGACACAAUAGGAUUUAGCUCAAUUCCAAGAAGGAGCAAAAUAAAUCUUUAAAAUAAUUGCACCAGGAUUUGAUGUACACGAUAACAUUAGUUAAGACACGAUUUAGCAACAUAACUCUCACUUCCACCAGCAAAGUGUUCAUAGAGUUGUACAAGCAUUUUGGUUUCAGUUAAAAAAGUGACGCUUUGUACAAUGAAUUACUUCGCAAUUCCAAGUAGCAGAUAUUUCUUUGUCUCAUUCAACAUC